Tupaia belangeri chinensis (Chinese tree shrew) is the source of this 1974-nucleotide messenger RNA. Its product is annotated as cytochrome P450 2J2. Gene Ontology annotation, cellular component: cytoplasm; intracellular membrane-bounded organelle. Gene Ontology annotation, biological process: xenobiotic metabolic process. NCBI's taxonomy places the organism in Eukaryota, Metazoa, Chordata, Mammalia, Scandentia, Tupaiidae. Gene Ontology annotation, molecular function: iron ion binding; oxidoreductase activity, acting on paired donors, with incorporation or reduction of molecular oxygen, reduced flavin or flavoprotein as one donor, and incorporation of one atom of oxygen; heme binding. Bases 82 to 1590 code for a protein of 502 amino acids. The record is from RefSeq and is a predicted model, not a curated record. The transcript has 9 exons.
AGCGAGGAACCCUCUUCCCCCGCGGGCACUGUAGGGUACCUAGUCUGAUCCAACAGCUAAGAGCGAGCGGACAUUUGAGACAUGCUCCCGGAGGUAGGCUCCCUGCUGACCGCCCUCUGGUCCGUGCUCCAUCUCCGGACCCUCCUGCUGGGCGCUGUCGUCUUCCUGUUUUUUGCUGACUUCCUCAAAAGGCGGCACCCUAAGAACUACCCGCCAGGGCCCUGGCCCCUGCCCUUCCUGGGCCACCUGUUGCAUUUGGACUUUGAGCAGGCGCACCUGAAACUUCAGAAGUACGUGAAGAAAUAUGGGGACGUUAUGAACCUGCAGAUUGGUGACAUGUCUUUUGUUGUUGUAAGCGGAUUGCCCUUAAUCAAAGAAGUCCUUUUCCACAUGGAACAAAACUUUAUGAACCGGCCCAUGAUCCCUAUUCGAGAACAUGUCUUUAAGAAAGGGGGUGUGAUAAUGUCCAAUGGCCAGGAAUGGAAGGAGCAAAGAAGGUUCACCCUGAUGACACUCAGGAACUUUGGUUUAGGAAAGAAGAGCCUAGAGGAGCGCAUUCAGGAGGAGGCCCACUACCUCGCUGAGGCAAUGAAGGAGGAGAAUGGACUGUCUUUUGAUCCUCACUUUAAGAUCAACAAAGCAGUUUCCAAUAUAAUUUGCUCCAUUACCUUUGGGGAGCGCUUUGAGUACCAGGAUGGUCAGUUUCAGGAGCUGCUGAAGUUACUGGAUGAAGUCGUAUGUCUGGAGGUUUCAUUUCUAUGCCAGCUCUACAAUAUCUUCCCACAAAUAAUGAGAUUCCUUCCUGGACCCCACCAAACUCUCUUCAGAUACUGGGAAAAACUGAAAUCGUUUGUUGCUCAUGUGAUUGAAAAACAUAAGAGAGACUGGAAUCCUGAGGAAACAAGAGACUUUAUUGAUGCUUACCUCAAGGAAAUGGCAAAGCAUAAGAGCAAUGCUACUUCAAGUUUUGAUGAAGAAAAUCUCAUCUGCACCACCCUGGACCUCUUCUUUGCUGGAACAGAGACAACUUCUACAACAUUGCGCUGGGGUCUUCUUUACCUGGCCGUGUACCCCGAAAUCCAAGAGAAAGUGCAGGCUGAGAUUGACAGAGUGCUUGGCCAGUGGCAACAGCCAAGCAUGGCCGUCCGAGAGUCCAUGCCCUAUACCAACGCCUUCAUCCAUGAGGUGCAGAGAAUGGGCAACAUCCUCCCCCUGAAUGUUGCAAGGGAAGUGACAGUCGAUACCACUUUGGCUGGAUACCACCUUCCCAAGGGAACCAUGAUCCUGACCAAUCUGACUGCACUGCACAGGGACCCCACAGAGUGGGCCACCCCUGACAUCUUCAAUCCAGAGCAUUUUUUGGAGAAUGGGCAAUUCAAGAAAAAGGAAGCCUUUCUGCCUUUCUCACUAGGAAAGCGGGCCUGCCUUGGAGAACAGUUGGCCAAGACUGAGCUGUUUAUUUUCUUCACUUCUCUUCUGCAAAAGUUUACCUUCAAACCCCCAAACAAUGAAAAGCUCAGCCUGAAGUUCAGAACAGGCGUUACCCUUGCCCCUGUCAGCCACCGCCUCUGUGCUGUUCCUCGGGUGUGAUGUUGGGGAAAAGUGGGAGAAAGAAAAUCAAGAAGAAUUAGCAUGUGCUCUGAAACUACCAGUGCCUGCUAAGAUGUGAGGGGACAGAAUGAAAAUGACUCUGAGAAAAAUAUCAGGGUAAACAAAUUCAGAGGGACCUGGACUCAAAUCCCGACUUGGCAAUAACCUUCAAAUUAGCUAGCCUUAGGAAAAUCAUUUAUGGGCUAAAUGAUUUACCUUUUCAUCUGGGAGAUGAAAUGAACAUAAUGAUUUCUUCCCUAAAGAAAAUUCUUUUAAGAUAAAAGGAAAUAGUGGACUAUACGUGGUGUGUAAACCAUAAAGUUCAUCCUAAAAAUUAGAGUUGAAAGUUAUCUUCCUUCUUUCUUUAAAUAACUAUUUGUUUUA